This is a messenger RNA of Saccharomycodes ludwigii, 654 nucleotides long. RefSeq names its product Ran GTPase GSP1 (gene GSP1). The transcript has a single exon. Gene Ontology annotation, biological process: ribosomal subunit export from nucleus; protein import into nucleus. Gene Ontology annotation, molecular function: GTPase activity; GTP binding. The record is from RefSeq and is a predicted model, not a curated record. Bases 1 to 654 code for a protein of 217 amino acids. Gene Ontology annotation, cellular component: cytoplasm; nucleus. Lineage: Eukaryota; Fungi; Ascomycota; Saccharomycetes; Saccharomycodales; Saccharomycodaceae.
AUGGCUGAACAACAACAACAAAUUCCUACUUUUAAAUUAGUUUUAGUUGGUGAUGGUGGUACUGGUAAAACCACCUUUGUUAAAAGACACUUAACUGGUGAAUUUGAAAAGAAAUAUAUUGCUACUAUUGGUGUUGAAGUUCAUCCAUUAAGUUUCUUUACCAAUUUUGGUGAAAUUAAAUUUGAUGUUUGGGAUACCGCUGGUCAAGAAAAAUUUGGUGGUUUAAGAGAUGGUUACUAUAUUAACGCUCAAUGUGCCAUUAUUAUGUUUGAUGUCACUUCUAGAAUCACUUAUAAAAACGUUCCAAAUUGGCACAGAGAUUUAGUUAGGGUUUGUGAAAACAUCCCUAUUGUUUUAUGUGGUAACAAAGUUGAUGUUAAAGAAAGAAAGGUCAAAGCUAAAACUAUUACUUUCCACAGAAAGAAGAACUUGCAAUAUUACGAUAUCUCUGCCAAGUCUAAUUACAACUUUGAAAAGCCAUUCUUAUGGUUAGCAAGAAAAUUGGCUGGCAAUCCACAAUUAGAAUUUGUCGCUUCUCCAGCUUUAGCUCCACCAGAAGUUCAAGUCGAUGAAACUUUAAUGAAACAAUAUCAACAAGAAAUGGAACAAGCUACUGCCUUACCAUUGCCAGAUGAGGAUGAUGCUGAUUUGUAA